GCGCUCCAUGUGUCAUGGCCUUUUAAGAAAAACGUGAAACAGCCGGAGUGACGUCCGCUGCGCACAGACGCUGCUGGAGGCGAACUGACGAACUGACACUUGCGGAGCUGCGAGAGACAGCGAGCCAGAAACGACUGUUGGGCUGUCCCGUGAAGCAAUCCCGCCAUGCGUGAAUACAAGCUAGUGGUGUUAGGCUCUGGAGGUGUGGGCAAGUCCGCUCUGACAGUUCAGUUUGUACAAGGAAUCUUUGUGGAAAAAUAUGACCCUACAAUAGAAGACUCGUACAGAAAGCAAGUGGAGGUAGAUGGGCAGCAAUGUAUGCUUGAAAUUCUCGACACAGCCGGCACAGAACAAUUCACAGCAAUGAGGGACUUGUACAUGAAGAAUGGCCAAGGUUUUGCCCUGGUAUACUCCAUCACAGCACAGUCCACCUUCAAUGACCUCCAAGAUCUGAGAGAACAGAUUCUACGAGUAAAGGACACAGAGGAUGUGCCGAUGAUCUUGGUAGGGAACAAGUGCGACUUGGAAGAUGAGCGUGUGGUGGGGAAGGAGCAGGGCCAGAAUCUGGCCAGACAGUGGAACAACUGUGCCUUUUUAGAGUCCUCUGCUAAGUCAAAGAUCAACGUCCUUGAUAUCUUCUAUGACCUGGUCAGACAGAUAAAUAGGAAAACACCAGUGGAAAAGAAGAAGGCAAAAAAGAAAUCUAACUGUGUCCUGCUUUAAAAAUCCCCCCACCUCCAGCCCCUGCAGCAGCUCUGAGCCAGAAAUGCUGUAAUGAAGAACUGUUGCCCUGAUUGGAACGUGCCAGCAUUCCAACAGCCCCGCCCCCUCCCUCCAUCAGCCAUAAACAGUGAAUCAGCUGACUGAACUGCUCCUAUCAAAGCCGAGGAUGACCUACAGGAGAGAGUAAAGAAAGACAGUAAGAGAGAGAGAAGACUCUAGUCUCUCACCUCUGAGGACCUUCCUCUGUGUCAGUAUCAGUGUGAACCCUGAAUGGACAGUCUCCACUUCUGCACCAACAAACAGCACCACAAACUGAUGAUGUUAAGAUGCAGCAAAGUCUGAAAGUAAAACAAAGUCCAUGAGCCGCCUACAUGGCCAGAGAGCAGCCCCUUAUUUUUAUUUUUAUUUUUUUCUUUAUCUUUUGACAGUUUAAAAAAAAAAACAGCAUCUAAGAAGGAAAACAAAGUUAGAACAUGGAUUCAGUAUUUCAUCUUUUUCAAUAUUGUAUUUGGAAGAUAUGGAAGUCGACCUCCUUUAGUUGUAUGAUUAUAAAUAUUCUUCAAAAACAAGCAUGAAAAAAUUACGUGUAGAUGUUUUCAAGUGAAAUCAAGUGGAAAAGUGAGAAUUUUUUUUAUAGCCAUACACCUAUUCUCCAUGCCUGUCAUGUCAGUGAUGAUAGAUCAAGGUCUAUAAUAUGUGUUAUUAUUUUUAUUAUAUAUUUUUUCUUUGUUCGCCCUGUUGUUCAUGGACUUCUCUUCUGCAAAUCUCUCUCUCUGAUGUGACUUAAUUUUAUACUCAGUCACGGGGAUUUCAUAGUUCCCAUAAUAUAUUCUAAUGCCAUUUUUUGCAUAAUACUUCAGAAAAUGGAUCUUUUAUAGAAGAAAUAUGGGGAAAAAUAAGGAUUGAUUUCUAUGUCUCUUGAAGCUGAAAUAUAUUAUACUAAACCAACUCUAA
This is a messenger RNA of Melanotaenia boesemani (Boeseman's rainbowfish), 1677 nucleotides long. RefSeq names its product ras-related protein Rap-1A-like. The coding region runs from base 166 to 723 and encodes 185 amino acids. Gene Ontology annotation, biological process: negative regulation of synaptic vesicle exocytosis; cellular response to cAMP; Rap protein signal transduction. The transcript has 8 exons. The record is from RefSeq and is a predicted model, not a curated record. Gene Ontology annotation, cellular component: plasma membrane. Gene Ontology annotation, molecular function: GTP binding; GDP binding; GTPase activity. Lineage: Eukaryota; Metazoa; Chordata; Actinopteri; Atheriniformes; Melanotaeniidae.